UCACAUCAAUCAGCUUUCGUGCACCCAUACCAGAAUACACACAACACACUGCGCCAUCGCACUUCCCCAACGCUCGACAAGGACCAUCUCCCUAUUCUUCACACUUCCGGGUAUCUCUGGGUCGAUUCUAUUCCGCUGCAAUUGUUACACGUGAGGCACAAGGUUAUCUCCAGGCGCCAUAUACACAAUGGGUUUCAUCGAGAAGUUGCAAGCCAAAAUUGAGCUCUACCGGCUAGAGCAGCGUUAUGCGCGUCGCAAACACCGCAGCACAUUUUCAGGGGUCACCUACGUUGAUGGAGAAUACGUCUACGUCAACGGAUCGAGCUCCCCCUCAGGGACCGUCUCCAAGCACUCGACAGGCAGCUACUGGAAGGCCCCUACAUGGGGCUCAUCCGGCGACUCGCGCUGGCGUUGACACACUUUCGCGAUUCUUUUAAGCGCUGUUCUUUCCGUUUUGCUCGACCAUUGAUCCUCCACAUUAUGUCCAUGUCGAGGAUGCGACGACCUGUCCUUGUUGGUUUCAUUCAUGGGUGAAGAAAGUGAACGCAAAAAGUUCAUGUCAUCUUUCCCUACCUCAAUUCUUCGGCCCUCCUUAUCGGACGCGGGAUUCGG
Messenger RNA from Aspergillus ibericus CBS 121593, 612 nucleotides. RefSeq lists its product as uncharacterized. The transcript is spliced from 2 exons. NCBI's taxonomy places the organism in Eukaryota, Fungi, Ascomycota, Eurotiomycetes, Eurotiales, Aspergillaceae. Bases 188 to 415 code for a protein of 75 amino acids. The record is from RefSeq and is a predicted model, not a curated record.